AUGCCCCCCAGAACACACAUGCAGGGCGAGGCUGCCAGCGGGGCAUGGAGGAAUCUCAGGGGCGACUCGGGGCACUGCUCCUCAGAUGAGGAUAACAAGGCCUUUGAAGUGUGGCAGCAGCUGCCAGUCUCUGUGGAACGGGGCAGUUAUCUCUUUGGAGGACUGUUUACAAACUCCCCAUUUUCUCUUGUUUCUCCUGCCCAAUGGCUGUGCUUCAGCACGCAUUUAGGUCAUGUGCAGAGCGUAUCUCGCCUCCAGUGGGAGGGAAGUGUAUAGGAAAGCAUACGGAGUGUGAGAAACUCCAGGUGUGCUCUCCCCAUGCUCUCCGCUCCAUGCAGCCUCUCACUCCACUUUCUUUUAUUUUUUCUUUCCUUUUUUUUUUUUUUUUGAGACAGAGUCUUGCUCUAUCACCAGGCUGGAGUGCAGUGGUGCGAUCUCGGCUCACUGCAACCUCCGCCUCCUGGGUUCAAGCAAUUCUCCUGCCUCAGCCACCUGAGUAGCUGGGACUACAGGCACCCACCACCAUGCCAGGCUAAUUUUUGUAUUUUUAGUAGAGAUGGGGUUUCACCAUGUUGGCCAGGAUGGUCUUUAUCUCUUGACCUCAUGAUCCGGCUGCCUCGGCCUCCCAAAGUGCUGGGAUUAUAGGUGUGAGUCACUGCGCCCGGCCUUUUUUUUUUUUUUUUUUUUUUGAGACAGUGUCUCACUCUGUUCCCCGGCUGGAGUGCAGUGGUACAACGUCAGCUCACUGCAACCUCCACCUCCCAUGUUCAAGCAAUUCUCCUGCCUCAGUCUCCUGAGUAGCUAGGAUUACAGGCAACUGCCACCAUGCCCGGCUAAUUUUUGUAUUUUUAGUAGAGACAGGUUUCACCAUGUUGGCCAGGCUGGUCUCGAACUCCUGACCUCCAGUGAUCCAGCUGCCUCAGCCUCCCAAAGUCCUGGGAUUACAGGUGUGAGCCACUGCACCCGGCCUCAUUCUGUUUUCUAGUUCAAUGAUGCCCCUUGAAACCCAGACUUGGGGUCUCUCUCCCUCGUGCUGCCCCUGGGCCUCCCAGCCCAGCCCGUGUAGACCUUGCCUCUUUCCUGUCCCUGGAUAAACAGACUUUCU
Molecule: messenger RNA, 1105 nt
Organism: Symphalangus syndactylus (siamang)
Lineage: Eukaryota; Metazoa; Chordata; Mammalia; Primates; Hylobatidae
Source: RefSeq, a predicted model, not a curated record